Messenger RNA from Microtus oregoni (creeping vole), 2560 nucleotides. RefSeq names its product LY6/PLAUR domain containing 6B (gene Lypd6b). Lineage: Eukaryota; Metazoa; Chordata; Mammalia; Rodentia; Cricetidae. The coding region runs from base 756 to 1280 and encodes 174 amino acids. The transcript is spliced from 11 exons. Gene Ontology annotation, molecular function: acetylcholine receptor regulator activity. The record is from RefSeq and is a predicted model, not a curated record.
CCACGCCCCGCCCCGCGCUGUCCCAGUCAACGCCAGCCCGGGGCGGGUGCCGCUAGCCCAGGCUGGGAGCCGAGCGAGGCGCCGGGAGUCCGCGGGCCGCGACCGGGUGGUUCAUUUGUGUGGCUCAAUACUGAGAAGCUGAGAACUGAGAAGAGAGAAAACACGGCUCCUCCCAUCCGUCCUACACCACUUGUUUGGCUCUUCUUUGGAUGCAGACCUAUUGAUUGCAGAGUAGAGCCCGGCUACCAGGUUGUCUUUCUAAGGGUGACAGAGGAAAAGGCCAAUGACGUCGGUGACCAGGUGUCAGUAUAAAGUGGCUGGUGUGGAGAACGGCUCCUGUGAGGCCUGUUUGGAUGAGAAUCAUUGAGUUCACAAAAGAAAGUAGCUGAUACAGGUGAGCAUCCCAUGGAUAUCAGCCAACCGUGGCAUAUAAAGCUACAGCAAGACCAGGCACCUCCUCUUCCACCAAGAACCAGAAAAGCUGACACUAGAGAAAGUUGAAAUACUUUCUAGAGACCAGCGUGUGCCGCAGAGCAGGGCCCUGAUCAGGUGUGUCAAGAAGGCUCUGUCACUGUGUUGCUGCUUUGAGAAGUUUACAGUCUCAGAAUCCAGUGACACGGAACCCCAGGUGUGCCUGCCCACCAGUGGCUCUGAAGAUCCGAGAGUGAGCUGGGGAAAGCGUCCUUGAAUGAGAACAGCGGGGAAGAGGAGGAGGAAGACUUGAUUAAGAAAGACAUUUGAGUUGGGCCUGCCCAAUGCGGGAGGUCAGAAUGCUGCUCCUCUGCCACGUGCUAGCUGUGACCAUCCUUCAGAUCUUGAUCUUCUCAGAAAACUGGGUGUUUGCCAAGAACAUUAACUUCUACAACGUGAGGCCCCCUCUUGACCCCACACCAUUUCCAAACAGCUUCAAGUGUUUUACCUGUGAGAAUGCAGGGGAUAAUUAUAAUUGCAAUCGCUGGGCGGAAGACAAAUGGUGUCCACAGGACACACAGUAUUGUUUGACUGUUCAUCACUUCACUAGCCACGGAAGAAGUACAUCCAUCACUAAAAAGUGUGCCUCUAAAAAUGAAUGCCACUUCGUGGGCUGCCGUCACAGUCGAGACUCGGAACACACGGAGUGCAGGUCUUGCUGUGAGGGGAUGAUCUGCAAUGUCGAGUUGCCGACCAACCACACGAAUGCGGUCUUUGCUGUCAUGCAUGCACAGAGGACAUCUGGCGGCAGUGUCCCCAUGCCUUACCUCAUGGUGCUAGCUUGCCUCUUCAUGCUUCCCUUGCUAUGAUGUAACUGUUCCUAAGAGGGACAGAAACCAGCGUUGUAAAGCACAAAGCAGACUGUGGACCGGUGAACUUGGGAGCGAAGGCCCACCUUUCACUUGAUAAAGAGGAGAAAUUGGACCCCAAAGUAGAAGGCAGAGGUUUGCUUCACUGAAAUGCUCCUGCAUGAGGUCACAGCACUGAACAUGAGGACUUGGUAGGAGCCAAGAGGACUGCCUAACUUCCAGUGUCUAGGGCCACUGCACUCCGUCACUUCUGUCAGAAGAUCCACCAGUAUUGUUGAUGGUUACAGUAGCUUAAUAAACCCUGACCUGACCAGACCUUCAUCUAGAAGGACUUUUUAACCUCAUGGACUCUCUCAGAGGCUGCUGGAUCAGACUCUCUGGCUUCCGUGAUUAGCUCAGAGCAUCUCCGUGAAAUUUCAUCCUUCUACCCAUGGGAAAGCCAUUUCUCUACUGUGUUAACUUCCCAUUAUUGUAACAAGUACCUGAGAUGAUCUACUUAUAAAAAUAGAUGGUUUGUUUGGGCUCGCGAUUUUGGAAAUUGCAGUACGUACUGGUUUGAGGCUUGUGUUAGAGAGUGAAGAACCGCUCACUCAUAGCAGAGACUUGAGAAGGAGAGAGUAUGGGUUGGAGAAAUGGGCACUAACUGAUCCCCUAGAGGACCCUGGUUUGAUUCCCAGCACUCACCUGGCAGCGCAUAACUGAUAACUGCAGUCCCAGGGGAUCCAGUGCCCUCUUCUGGCCUCUGAGUGCUGCAUACAUGCGGUACACAGAUAUAUUAUGUAUGGAUACACACUCAAUACACAAAAAUAAAAUUUUCUUUUUAAAAGGGUGAAGGAAGGAAAGAGAGAGAACUGGGAUGGGAGAGAAAGCCUGCACUUAGGUCUCUACAGUACCCUUCAAAGUCAUGUUCCCAGUGUCCUAAAACUUCCCACUAGUCCCAACUCCCUACGGGCUCAACCACCUCCUUAAUGGUACCAACAGGCUGAGGACCAAAACUUUAACCUUGUCAUAGUCAAGAGUUAAACAAUGGUGCCCACUAACCACCUGGUCAAUGAAAAGGGCAGUGGUGGGGAGGGGGGAAUUUCCAGUUGAAAUUCUAUGAAUCUGUUGGCCAGUUAUGAGGUGGUUGAGAUGGGGUAUAAAACUUUGAAUUAUCUAGUGUAAUGCAUGCCAUGUGUCUCUUGACAGUGUGGGGGCCUCUGAUGAAGGGCACUUACCAAUGUCACUUAAGUUGUGUUUCCAGGCACCCUGGGUGACAUAUGCUGUCUGAAAGAAUAAAA